ACCCAUUGGUUGCUGGAGAAACAGGCGGAUAGCUCUAACAACUACGGUGGCAGCUUUCUUAAGCUUGCACUAACUGGAAAAGUGGAACGUAUUACCAUGUGGCCAGGAUGAUCCUUCACUGUUGAAUUGUUUCGAUGUGUAAUCAAUGCUGUGUGAAAGUACAAGUAACGAAAUCUGACCUCCAAGCCAUUCCUCCGAGGAGAGUCCAGUCCCUCAGGGAGUAUUGGUCUUUAACUGACUACUCUGAACUGUGGCCAUGGUGCUCAAAAUAUUCUUCCCUCAAUGCUGUAACCGGGCAGACAGUGGGCUGCUGGUGGGGCAAUGGAUCCCGGGUCACAAUUCAGCUGUGGUCCUAGCAGUCAUCCACUACCCCUUCAUCCCCUGGCAGGUGAAGCAGUACAUCAACGAGAUACGGGGCCAGAGCCACGUGGAGCUGGCGGUGUUGGGUUCCUGGAGCAUGCCCAAGGAGGGCCAGGAGGGCAUGGAGAGCUUCCUCAGGGACCUGAGCACCAUCUUCCCCCAGCAACACUGGCUCCAGCUCAGCCGGCAGAUAGGCGAGAUAGGUUUCAGGUGUCAGGUGCUCCACCGAGACCAGAACGGUGAGGAGCAUAUGGAACUGACAAAGGAGGGUGAUGGUGAGGUAGGGGAUGGAGACAAAGGCAGGGUUAUCUUUGUCCACUAUGAGCAGAGGAAGGUCAUGCUGUCCCAGCUGCACCCUGUAGAGAAUGGCCAUUGUGACCCAAAGGCCAACCACACCUCAGAACUCCGCCUGGUGUUCCAGACGGUGGCCCAGGGAAAGCUGCUGUUCUCCCAGGACAAAUACGAUGACGGGCCACUAAAGCUGACCCACUGGCAGUCGGAGGGCCGCGAAGCCAGCAUCAUUGUGGAGCUGAUGAAACAAGCCUCGGUGCCCCUCUGUGUGCUUCUCACCAAGAUGCUGGCCCUCUGGGCCUGGCUCUGCAGCCUGAGGCUCCUGAACACGCGUCCGGUGAGUUUCGUCUCCAGUAAGCUGUCCACCUGCGUCCAGCUAAGCUACAGGACCGAGCACCUGCAGAAGCUCAGCUCCACAAAGAGAGCCGACACGCACGCACACUUCAUGAGGAAAGCCAACACGUUUGUGUCGUUCCUGGUGGACGUCGCCCUGGGCCUGCUGCUCGUGUCCUGGCUCUACAGAGAAAACCGAAUCGGCCAACUGGCCAAUGCGCUGGUGCCAGUUGCAGAUCACGUAGCUGAAGAACUGGAACAGCUUCUGCAGUGGCUGAUGGGAGCGCCGGCUGGCCUGAAGAUGAACCGGGCUCUGGACCAGGUCCUUGGGCGUUUCUUCCUCUACCACAUCCACCUGUGGAUCAGCUACAUCCACCUGAUGUCUCCGUUCAUUGAGAUGAUUCUGUGGUACGUGGGCCUGUCUGCCUGCCUGGGCCUGACCUUCGCCAUCUCCCUGCUGUCUGACAUGGUGGCGCUGCUCACCUUCCAUAUCUACUGCUUUUACGUCUACGGGGCAAGGUUGUACUGUAUGAAGGUCUACGGCUUGUCUUCUCUCUGGAGACUGUUCAGAGGCAAAAAGUGGAACGUGCUCCGACAGAGAGUCGACUCCUGCUGCUACGACCUGGACCAGCUGUUCAUUGGGACACUACUCUUCACCAUCCUGCUGUUCCUCCUACCCACCACCGCUCUCUACUACCUAGUCUUCACUCUGCUCCGCCUGGUGGUGGUGCUGUUCCAGGGCAUUCUCCACCUCAGUGUGGAUUUCAUCAACUCCUUCCCUCUCUUCGCCAUUGGCCUGAAGGUAGCCAGGCCCUAUCGUUUAGCAGCGGGGGUAAAGUUCCGGGUGCUCUGUGAGGAACCAGGCACACCGCUUCAUCUGAUGAUGGAGAUAAACCCUAUCAGCUGCAGCACUGUGGUGCAGACCUACCGGAUGCCCACCUACAGCUGUUACCCCAAAGACUCCUGGGGAGCACUGGUUAAGAAGCUGUUUCUAGGGGAGCUCGUCUACCCGUGGAGACACAAGGGAACCAAGAUUGACUGAAGAACACUAGUGAGGAGAUGAAUAUGAUGCAGAGAGGGUGAGGAAGGAGAUGUGGGAGAUAAAUGGACUUGAGAAGUAAUACUCAGGUUAGGUGAAGACUCGUGAGCAGGAGAGAGGGAGUGUAGGAGCACGAUAGAAAGCAGAGGGAAGUGUGUAUGUGUGUGGGGGGGGAGUUAAUGAACAGGGUUUCGUUUUACAAAUGAACAAACGUGUGUUGAUGUUACAGAAAAGGGGGACGGUGAUCGCUGACUAACAAUCAGGUAUUUAAAGCAUUCACUGCACACAGUUUCCCGCAGAAAAUGUGUUAGUUGAGGUGGUAGGGUGGGGUUUGCCGUCAGACCUGUGGGGGCCGGGGGGGGAUAGUUUGUGCGAUAGACUAAUUUGUUCCGCAGAGAAGGGAGACUGGCGUUUUGGUAUGGAUGGAAAGGAGAAAACAGGACAGAGUAAUACGGCGGAUGUCGCUAUAAAAAAAAAUAUAUAUAAAUUGUUACGACGUAGUUGGGGCGGCAGGCGUGUGUUGCUUAGGCGGCCGCCUUAACUGAAAAGUGCUGCGGGAAACCCUGCUGCACAGACACACAAACAUUUCAUAAUUAGACAAAACCAGUUUAAUGAUAUGCCAUUACGAAUGUGUAGAGAAAGGGUUUCAUGUUAGAGGCUUUGUCAACAAAAAAGUUUAUUGAAUAAAUAUUUGUGUAUUCAUUUUUUGCGUUUUCCUAUGCAUUUGCCAGUUGUCAUGACUUCCUGUUGUGUUCAUCAGUAAGAAUCAACAAUCCAAUUGUUCCAGUUGUUUGUGUGAAAUGCAUAGAAGAUAAUCCUCGUUUUAUCUCUCCUAACUUUCUAGGGGUAAGCCCUCCUGUACCCUUCCCUAGGUGUUCUAUAUAUAAUACUUUCACCAACACUCCAAUCGGCAGCUGGCGCUAUCCCUAGGAGAACUUAGGAUUUUAGGAGUGAUUUAUGGUUGUGAUUCACCUCUGUGUUAGAAACCCAUAGAUCAAUAUACUUGGCAUGGGCAGGGCAGAUGGUACAGGUUUGUCCCAUCAGGUGGCUGCUCACUUUGUCCUGGCCUCAGAGUGUGUCAAGUUGCCCUGGAAUCCAAUCAUAAUAAUAGCAAACCUUAAGUGAUAGUACACUUGUAUGCUGUGUAUUUCAAUUUUUACUUCUAAUUUGUCCUUUCCAUUAAAAUGUAGUUUUCUCCUGUGCCAAAGUGUGUUUACUUAUCUUAUUUUUAAAACAGAUGUUCAAUCAUUUAGGCUUGAAACAGAACCAUUAUCUUUUUUUUUUGGCAUUGUUGUUUCACUUGAUUUUGUAUUGUUGACUAUCAGUCUUAUCAGUGUUUGUUUCCACUACCAUUUGAAUAAACUAUGGAUUAUUUACAAAA
Messenger RNA from Hypomesus transpacificus, 3404 nucleotides. RefSeq names its product phosphatidylinositol glycan anchor biosynthesis, class Q (gene pigq). NCBI's taxonomy places the organism in Eukaryota, Metazoa, Chordata, Actinopteri, Osmeriformes, Osmeridae. Gene Ontology annotation, biological process: GPI anchor biosynthetic process. The coding region runs from base 257 to 2026 and encodes 589 amino acids. The transcript is spliced from 14 exons. The record is from RefSeq and is a predicted model, not a curated record. Gene Ontology annotation, cellular component: membrane; endoplasmic reticulum.